Baudoinia panamericana UAMH 10762 is the source of this 1340-nucleotide messenger RNA. RefSeq lists its product as uncharacterized. The transcript has 2 exons. Bases 103 to 1128 code for a protein of 341 amino acids. The record is from RefSeq and is a predicted model, not a curated record. Lineage: Eukaryota; Fungi; Ascomycota; Dothideomycetes; Mycosphaerellales; Teratosphaeriaceae.
ACACAAUACUUUAUACUCUCGUCUAUGGACCUUUCGACCGCUCAGCAUGGUCUAGAGAUCCAUCUAAGCGUCAAAAUGGCUUGACCAUACAAUGUGUCGCGAAUGGAAUUUAUGGCUGCCACAUCCAGCAUUGCUGGCCUGCUCAACCUCAGCGGAGAAUGUGUGUCCGGGCUGCUAAAGCUGAAGGCUCUAUACCAGGGUAUCGCCAAUGCAUCGAAGACAGUCACCGCCUUCAUUAAGGACGUGAAUAGCCUCUUGAAGAGCCUGCGAGACCUACGCCUACUGCUGGAGAAGAUUGACAAGGCUGAGACUCCGUUUUCUGACGUUGCCAGCACCUCUUCAUUGAGGAUCCAGCUUGAAGACUGCAACCUCGAUGUGGCGGAAUGGAUGAACACUGCGGUGUCAUGCAUGCCGAUCGGGGGCAGAGGGUUGCGAGCUGGCUUUCGCAAGUUCUGGCAAGCAGCCAACAAGCAGCCGGUCGGCGACAUCCGUACAGCUACGCAGCGUCGGCGAGCCGAGUUCACGUUAAGUCUUGAAACGUUGGGCAGGCUUUACGAAGUUCAGUCAGCUUUGCACCUCCGUGACAUCAAGGCCCAUACAAGCCGAACUAGCGAGGUUAGCCUUCAGCUACUGAAGCAAACUUCUACCGCCCAAGACCAGCUGGACCGCAUAGAGGCGAUCUCGGAGUCAAUAGCCAGCAUGUCAGUAGGCAGCAUGCGAAGCUUGGCGAGCGUGGCGAGCGCAAUGUCGACAUUGUCAAACGCUUUGGUGGUCAGCGGCGCUGAGAACAUUGUGGCGUCCCUCCAACGUGCUUGGUCGAGCAGCAACUUGACAGUCGAAGCAGACCGCAUGGUCUCUUCCGGCAGCCUCCACGUUCAAGGUGCCACGCCGCCUCCUGAGCUGAGAAUACCCGACCGUACGCGGCAGCGGACAGCUGCGCGUGGUUCAGAUUAUGGUGAGAAUGAAGCUUUCCCAAUGACGGGAUCACCCGCGACUGCCAUGCGACGCGCACCCAAAGCUGGAACCCGCAGCCUAGUCACGCUCACAGCCGCUCAACAGGAACGAAAGCGUGCCAAUGAUCGUGAGGCUCAACGUGCAGUCCGUCAACGAACAAAAAGACCACAUUGAGAGUUUGGAAGGACGUAUCAUUGAGCUUCACAGCACUCAGGAGUCGAACGAGCGUUUAGUUACCUUAACACGGAAACGCAACCGGGAGCUCGAAGAAGAGAGUACUGGUUUACGCAGUCGUCUUGCGGAGGGCGGCAAAUCGUCCGCUCUGCCACAUAAGAGCGUACUCGGAAAGUGUCAAACUGUAUGCUCACCUAAUCCUACAAGGGCCG